Camellia sinensis is the source of this 822-nucleotide messenger RNA. NCBI's taxonomy places the organism in Eukaryota, Viridiplantae, Streptophyta, Magnoliopsida, Ericales, Theaceae. The record is from RefSeq and is a predicted model, not a curated record.
AUGUUCAAAGAAAUGUUGGAUAGUGGUAUUACUCUGGAUGUUCAUACAUAUAGUGUGUUGCUAGAUGCAUGUACCAAGGAAGGGAAGAUAAAAGAGGCAGAGGGGGCACUUGAAGUCAUGAUACAAAAAGGUGUGGAUCCUGAUGUAGUCACAUACAAUGCUCUAAUGGAUGGAUAUUGUUUGCAAGGCCAAAUGGAUGAAGCAAUCAGAGUGUUCAAUACCAUCGUGGAUAGGGGCCUUCACCCUGACAUUGUUAGUCACCACAUUUUGAUUAAUGGAUAUUGGAAAAAGAUGAAAAUUGAUGAGGCCAUGCUUCUCUUUCGAGAAUUGCCUCAAAGGGAGUUGAAACCUAACACCGAAACCUUCAAUGUUAUGCUACAUGAAAUAAUUCCAAAUUCUCAAACUUGUAGUAUCUUAUUGGAUGGGUUGUGCAAAAAUGGGCAUAUUUUUGAAGCAUUGUCAUUAUUCCACAUGAUGGAAAGUAAUGAUUUACAUCUUGAUAUUGUUAAGUAUUCUAUCCUCAUUAAUGCAUUCUGCAAUGAUAAAAAGCUUGAUACUGCAAGGGCUUUUUUCAGUAACCUUUCUUCCAAGGGAUUAGAUCCUAAUGUUAAGACAUACACUAUGAUGAUAAAAGGUCUUUGUGAAGAAGGCCUACUACAUGAAGCUAAAGAGUUGUUUGUUAAAAUGGAACAAAAUGGUUGUUUGCCAAAUGAUUUCACUUACAACAUUGUUAUCCGAGGAUUUAUUGGACAACACAUGUGCUAUGAGGCAUUAAUACUUGUUGAGGAAAUGGUUCAAAGGGGUUUCAAUAGAUACAUCUAA